AUGGUCACGCGGCUCGGUCGACGCUCGUCCAUCGACUUAGCGGAUGUCGCGGCGGCGAGAGCGGCGGCAGCCGCGGCGAAAGAAUCACCCUCGGCUCGUGAGACUUCUAGCAAAGGCGGCGCCGCAACCGCCGGCAGCAGUUCCGCUUACGGCGGCGCGAGGAGGCUACAUCUGUCGAACCGCCAGACAAGCGGAGAUUGGGCGGCGUAUGCUGCGCAGGGGAAGAGCGGCGCGCAGGUGAAGAGCGGCGCGCAGAAUACGCCCGCGCACGCGCAAGCGCAAGGGCAGCGUGGUCGGUCGCUUUCCCCCCUCGCGAACGCCUCCGGGGAGGACGAGCACACGUCUCCCCGCUUGCGCGAGGGCGGAGCCGGCGGCGCAGACUCCGCGCACGCGCAAUAUUGCCCACACAAAUCCCCGCGAGCUGCCCGCCUCCCCCUUGGUUCCCCGCGUUCUUCAGCUAAUGAGUCCGCUGGUGCGCCUAUGCCAGCGCUUGACCCCACUCAAGCGGGGAUGCUUUUUUCCGCCGUUUUGCACCGUGGGAAAGCCGCCGGUUCGCCCGAAGCGGCGGAAUCGGCGGAAGGUCGCGGUCGCUCUUCCCCCCCCGCUUCAGGGGGAAGUUCUGCCGCGUCGGGGCACAGGCGGGGUCAUCGGCGCGCCGCUAGCGCGCAACUGAACUCUAUGGACACCGCGGCGGGGCGUGGGGGGAUGGGAGGGGGCGGGGAGGCGGAGAGGAGUGUGAGUUGGAGGGGGAGAUACGAGAGGAGGCCUCUUGCCACGUCAGCAGUAGGAGAGAAGGAGAUAGGAGGAGGGGGAGGAGGAGGAGGAGCAGGAGGAGAAGCGGAAGGUGGGGGAGGGGAGGAAGGUGAUGGGGUGCUAGAGAGAAGUUUAAGUGCUAGGAGGCGUGACCAGGCGGAAAUGGAACGAACACUAAGCACCAGACGAAGGGAAGCAGCAGGAGGAGGAGGAGGAGGAAGAGGAGGAGAGAGAGGAGGGAGUGGGGAAGGGGAAGGAGAAGACGGAGAGGUGGGUUUGGAGAGAACGUUGAGUGCAAGGAGGAGGGAUCAAUUGGAAUCGGAGAGGAGCCUUAGCUCAAGGCGACGGCAGGAGGCUUUAAGUUUUGCAACGUCCCAAAGCUCGCGAGAGGAGGCUUUAAGUCUUGAGACGUCCCAAAGCUCGAGACGAGAGGGGGCUUUAAGUACUGAUGCUGGUGCUGGUGGUGUUGGCUUGGGCAUGCGCCGUUCUCCUAGCGAAAGUGCUCUUAACGUGAAGGGAUGUAAGAGUGUAACGAGUGAUUAUGAGGGAAGACGGUCUCACUUCCCUUCGCUGUCACCACCGCCGUCCUUAUCCGCGUCUCCCGUUUUGCUUUCUCCCGUUGGCUUGUCCAUGCCGAACCAGCGCCAAGCCUCUUUGCAAGGCUCGGGAGAAAUAGAGCCCGAGGAGGAAGGCACGGAUGAGGAGGAAGAGAUGGAGAGGGAGAGGGAGACGGAAAGGGAGAAAAAGCUGGAGAUUAUUCGGAAGCAGGAGGAGUUGCAGCAGCAGCGGGCAGCUCUCCAGAGGCAGCAGGAGGAGCUUGUGAGACAGCAGCAGCUGCUGCUGCAGCAGCAGGAGGAGUUGCGGUUGCAAGAGGAAAGGUUGCUUGCAGAGCAGGAGCAGCAGGAGAGGGAGAGGGAGAAAGAGAGGGAAAAGGAGAGGGAUAAGGAGAAGGAGAAGAAGAAGGGGCAGGUGCGGCAGUUGCAGCAGCAGCGGCAAUCCAGCCGCUCGGGUAGACGGCCAACCCUUACUAAGAUAUUGUCAGGGAGGCAGAGCCACAAGCAGCAAGAGCAGAAGCAGGAGGAGAAAGAGAGAGAGAAAGAGAAGGGAGAGGGCAAGAGCGAGCAGACGCAAGGGCAGCUGGCACAGCCAGCACUGCCAUCUCAGCAGCAGCAGCAACCACAACCGCAGCAGCAGCCGCCACAGCAGCAUGUGGGGAGGGGUAACGAGUUGAUUUUUGAGUCGACUCAAAAAUCAACUCAUGUGGGGAGGGGUAACCAACCGAUUGCUAGAUUCUUCUCUGCUGCUUCUGGUACCCUCAAGUCUCUGAUUGGUGGUGGCAGCAGCAGCACUGGUGGUGGUGGGGCUGCUGCUACUGGUAGUGGAUCAAGCAGGGGGGGUCACGGUGCAACCUCCCCUCUGCCAUCCCCGCUUCCCUCUCCUGUCCUCUCCUCCUUCUUUCACACUGCUGCUGCUGAGGCUGCUCCUGCUCCUGCUCCUGCUGCUGCCGCUGCUGCUGCUGCUGCUGCUGCUGCUGCUGCUGCUGCUGCUGCUGCUGGUGCAGUUGAUUCAGAUGCUGCCCUUGCCGACCCUGCUGCUUCGGGUUCCGAGCCACAUGCGGUGCUGGCAGCAGAAUGCUUGGAGGCCACAGGCUCGGAAAACACAGGUGCGGCAUCAGCAGGCUCGGCAAUUGCAGGCUCAGCAAUUGCAGGUUCGGCAGCAGGAGUGGAAGCAGUGGCAGCGGCAGGCUUGGAAGCCACUUUCAGGCUCGGAAUACCUGGAGAUUCUCCUGAUGACGUGGCAGGAUUUCUCACGACUCUUCAGCAGAAGCAGAAGCAGGCCAAUCGGCGUGCAAGGCGCGUGUCGUGUGCUGCUGAUGGUCACGAUGUGAGGGGGAGAAGGCCUGGUGCUGCUGCUGCUGCUGCUGAUGAUGAUGAUGAUGAUGAUGCUGCUGCUGCUGAUGAUGCUGAUAAUGAUGAUGCCGCUGAUUCUAGUUCUGCUGCUGCUGCCGCUGCCGCCGCUGCUGCUGCCUCUGCUGCUAGGAUUGGUAGUGUUAGGGAUGGGGGCGGCGGUGUUGCUGCUGCAGCUGCUGCUGCUGCUGCUGCUGCUGCUGCUGCUGCUGGGACUUCCAGUGCUAGUGGUGGGGGUCGGGAUGUUUGGGCUGCUGCUGGUCUUGGUGUAGCUGGUGCUGCCACUGAGUUUGGUGGUGGUGAGUCAAGAACAGCCAUGAGUCGCCGCCCACGGCGACAAAGUGCCGAAUAUAUCCGCCCAAACAUGCUAGCAGACAAGGAACGCCACACCGCUGACACUGGCUCGUUUAAAGACAAGGACAAUGAACAGGAAGACGAUAUGAACAGUGAUUUGAACAGUGAAGUGAACAGUGACCUAGGGUUUGAUUCCCCGGACCAUCCCGCCAGGUUCGUUAACCACUCUGACCGCAGGGUCGGCGCCCGAGGCAAAGCCAGGCUCGGCGGAGGCCCGUUACCGCACCAAACGGCUGUGCACGAGGGUCGGGGAGGGUGGGAGGUGCGGGGGGGAGGGGGGGGAGGGGGCAGUGGUGUACUUGCUAGCAGAAGCUGCAGAAAUGAGAGUGAUGCGGAUUAUAGUGUGGGUUCUCCUGGGAAUGGUGUUGCUAUGCUGGCGGGGUUUCAGCUAAAGGGUAUUCCUACGGAGCAGCUAGGGUUGCUACUAGAGCAGCAGGCGGAGAAUCGAGUUGCUAGGGCGAAGGGCGGCAGUGGGAGUGGUGCUGCUGGCGCUGCUGCUGCUGCUGCUGCAGGUGCAUCAGGUGCUGUGGCUGGUGGCGGUGGUGGUGGUGUGAGGAAGGACUACAUAUUUGAGAAGCCGUAUGAGGAUUUGAGAACGAGGUAUAUUCUGCACAACAAGAAGCUGGGCAGUGGGCAGUACGGGGUGAUCCGGCGGUGUCUGGAGAUCAGCAGUGGCAUGCAGCUGGCGUGUAAGACGGUCAAGAAGGCUGAGAUCAAGUCACAUGAGGAGGCACAGGAUUUGAGGAAGGAGGUUGCCACUCUCUCCAUGCUGCAGGGCCAUCCCUUCAUCGUUCGGCUGCAUGACACUGUGGAGGACAGGAAGCACGUCCACAUGGUGAUGGAGCUAUGUACUGGAGGAGACCUGUUCGACCGAGUAGCAAAGGACGGCCCCUACAGCGCGGCAGCGGGCGCCAGGUUGUGUGCGCAGCUGGUGGCGGCGCUGCUGCACUGCCACCGCCACGGCAUCGUGCACCGCGACGUGAAGCCCGAAAACAUCCUCCUUACAAGCAGGCAGCUAAAUAGUGAUAUCAAGCUGGUUGAUUUCGGCAUCGCGACCUUCUUCCAGGAAGGAGAGAGACUGAAGGAGCUGAUGGGAACGCCGCAGUACAUGGCACCGGAGCUCAUCCAGGGGGAGUACGGCCCCGAGGUGGACGUGUGGAGCGCCGGAGUCGUCAUGUACAUUGCCAUGUGCGGCGUGCCGCCCUUCUGGGCUUCGUCCAAUCGCUCGCUUGCGGAGGCGAUUCGAGGGAAGGAGGUCAGCUUUAAGAGCGCCAAGUGGGCUGGCGUGCCGGAGGAGUGCAAGGAUUUGAUUGGCCGGAUGCUGGAUAAGGACCCGAAGCGGCGAAUAACGGCUUUAGAGAUACUUGCUUUCUUCCUCUCCCAGUCCCCCCGAGCCCUACCCCCCCACCUCCUCACCCACCCCCUCUCCUCGAUGUCCCUUAUCCUAUGA
This is a messenger RNA of Closterium sp. Naga37s-1, 4464 nucleotides long. NCBI's taxonomy places the organism in Eukaryota, Viridiplantae, Streptophyta, Zygnematophyceae, Desmidiales, Closteriaceae. The record is from the annotation of a GenBank genome assembly.